Molecule: messenger RNA, 518 nt
Organism: Ctenocephalides felis (cat flea)
Lineage: Eukaryota; Metazoa; Arthropoda; Insecta; Siphonaptera; Pulicidae
Exons: 2
Coding region: 90-452 (120 amino acids)
Cellular component (GO): nucleus
Molecular function (GO): zinc ion binding
Source: RefSeq, a predicted model, not a curated record
UUGAAAAGCAUGAAUGCUCAUUUGUAAUUUCACUUGAACUUUCUUCUUAUAUUAAAUUUAUUGCAUACAUUGAUUCAAUAUAAUUUUAAAUGGGAAGUUUAGAUGAAGCAUCUAAAACUGGCUUUUUAUGCAGAUUAUGUUCCGAAAUGCACAAACAUGUUAUUCUUAUCUACAGCGAUAAGGGUAUUUCCAUGCAGCUAGCACACAAAAUCAAUAACAAUCUUCCAGUGACCAUAUCUCCGACAGAUCCUUUGCCCAAAACAAUUUGUUUAUCUUGUAUUCAACAAUUGGAAGCGACAUGCAAACUGAUAACUCAGUUGCAAACAGUAAGACAAUUAUUAGGAAUGAAAAAGCAAGUUAAGCCAGAAAAUGAACGUUGUGAAACAGUACAUUAUUUAAAUAAUGCAGCUUUGGAUUCAUCAGAUGAAGAUUCUGAUGCCAGUGAAGCAUAGCAUUAAAAAUGAUAUAUCGAUUUAAGUAUUAACAAAGAAAACAAUUGGAUUAAUUAAAUAAACAAC